AUGGGUGAUGCAGUCAGCAGUGGGACAUCCCAGCCAGCUGGGGUUCAGUGUUUAGAACUGAGCCUCAUACAGUGCAUGAGAAUGGGCAGGCAGAAAGCUGCUGAUCUGUGGAGGCAGGCAAUGGAGUGUAAGAAGCACCUGGCAGGCUUGGGGACUUUUGGUCUGGGCAGCCUGAUCACUGAACUCACCGCAAAUGAAGAACUGACUGGGACUGACGGUGCCCUGGUAAAUGAUGAAGGUGAAGUCUGGGUCAUGGGGAGUAAGAUCAGGAGUACAGAAGAUGCUGUGAACUCUUCAGACAUCAAUGAGGUAGCGGAAGACGAAAGCCAAAGGUGUCAGCAGACAAUGGGGAGCUUGCAGCCCCUUUGCAACUCAGAUUAUGAUGUAGAUGACUAUGAUGCUGGUUGUGAAGACAUAGAUUGCAAGUUGAUGCCUCCUCCACCUCCACCCUCAGGACCUAUGAAGAAGGAUAAAGACCAAAAUGCUAUUACCUGUGUGUCUGAGGAUGGAGAAGGCAUCAUUUUGCCCUCCAUCAUUGCCCCUUCCUCUUUGGCCUCAGAGAAAGUGGACUUCAGUAGUUCCUCUGACUCAGAAAUUGAGAUAGGACCUCAGGAAGUAACACAGGCAGAAUCUGAGAACAGAAAACUGACCCUACCAUUGGCUGGGAUUAUGCAGUAUGAUGCCACCAAGCUGUUCCCAAGUGUCACAGAACUUUUCCCAGAAUUUCGAUCUGGAAAGGUGUUACGCUUCCUACGUCUUUUUGGGCCAGGGAAGAACGUCCCAUCUGUUUGGCAGAGUGCUCGGAGAAAGAGGAAAAAGAAGCACCAUGAUCUGAUACAAGAAGAGCAGAUCCAGGAGGUGGAGUGCUCAGUAGAAUCAGAAACCAACCAGAAGUCUUUGUGGAACUAUGACUAUGCUCCACCACCACCUACAAAGCAGUGUCUCUCUGGUGAUGAAAUCACGAUGAUGGCUCCUGUGGAGUCCAAAUUUUCCCAGUCAACUGGAGAUAUAGAUAAAGUGACAGAUAUCAAACCAAAAGUGGCUGAGUGGUGUUACGGGCCUGCCCGACUGUGGUAUGAUAUGCUGGGUGUCCCUGAAGAUGGCAGUGGGUUUGACUAUGGCAUGAAACUGAGAAAGAUGGAACAUGAACCUGUGAUAAAAAAUAGAAUGAUGGAGGACUUUAGGAAGCUUGAGGAAAGCGAUGACACUGAUCUUCUGGCUGAUGAAAACUUCCUGAUGGUGACACAGCUGCAUUGGGUGGAUGAUAUCAUCUGGGAUGGAGAGGAUGUCAAACCCAAAGGGACAAAACCUCAGUGUGCAAGCCUGGCAGGCUGGCCUUCCAGCAUGAUGCCGAAUGCCAUGGCUUAUAACGUUAAGCAAGGUUUUGCAGCCACCCUGGGUGAUGACAAGCCUUGGUAUUCCAUUUUCCCCACUGACAAUGAGGAGCUGAUAUAUGGACACUGGGAGGUCAAUAUCAUUUGGGAUGCCCAGGCCAUGCCCUGACUUUUGGAGCCUCCUUUUUUGACACCUGAUCCCAAUGAUGAGAAUCUCAUUUUGGAAAUUCCUGAUGAGAAGGAAGAAGCCACCUCUAACUCCUUCUGUAAGGAGAAUAAGAAGGAAUCAUCUCUGAAGAAAAGUUGAAUUCUCUUAAGGAAAACAGGUGUCAUCAAGGAGGAACCACAGCAGAACAUGUGUCAGCCAGAAGUGAAAGAUCCAUGGAAUCUCUCCAAUGAUGAAUAUUACUACCCCAAGCAACAGGGUCUAAGAGGCACUUUUGGAGGAAAUAUUAUCCAGUAUUUAAUUAGAACUUUUGUAUCUCUUGCCUUAGCACUCAAUCCAGCUGUGGAGUUACAGCAGCCCUUCUUUCCCACCCACAUGGGGCCCAUCAAAAUCCAGCAGUUCCAUCGCCCACUUCUGAAGAAGUAUUCCUUUGAGGCACUAUCUGAGCCAGCUCCUCAUUCAGUCCAGCCCUUGCUAAAGCACAUCAAAAAGAAGGCUAAGAUGAGAGAACAGGAGAGGCAAGCUUCAGAUGGUGGAGAAAUGUUUUUUAUGCGCACACCUCAGGACCUCACAGGCAAAGAUGGAGAUCUUAUUCCAGAAUACAGUGAGGAAAAUGGACCAUUAAUGAUGCAGGUUGGAAUGGCAACCAAGAUAAAAAAUUACUAUAAGCGGAAACCUGAAAAAGACCCUGGAGCCCCUGAUUGUAAAUAUAGAGAAACUGUUUACUGCCAUACAUCUCCUUUUCUGGGAUCUCUCCAUCCUGGCCAAUUACUGCAAGUUUUUAUUUACCGCCUCUUCUGGAAGAGUAAAGAUCGGCCACAGUGGAUCCGAAUGGAAGAUAUAAAAAAAGCCUUUCCUUUCCAUUCAGAAAGCAGCAUCCGGAAGAGGCUAAAGCUCUGCGCUGACUUCAAACGCACAGGGAUGGACCCAAACUGGUGGGUGCUGAAAUCUGAUUUUCAUUUACCAACUGAGGAGGAGAUCAAAGCUAUGGUGUCUCCAGAGCAGUGCUGUGCUUAUUAUGGCAUGAUAGCUGCUGAGCAGUGACUGAAGGAUGCUGGCUAUGGUGAGAAGUCGUUUAUUGCUCAAGAAGAAGAAAAUGAGAAAGAUUUUCAGAUGAAGAUUGAUGAUGAGGUUCACACAGCUCCUUGGAACACCACAAGGGCCUUCAUUGCUGCCAUGAAGGGCAAGUGUCUCCUGGAGGUGACUGGGAUGGCAGAUCCCACAGGGUGUGGUGAAGGGUUCUCGUAUGUGAAGAUUCCGAAGAAACCAACACAGCAGAAGGAUGAUAAGGAGCCUCAGCCAGUGAAGAAAACAGUGACAGGAACAGAUGCAGAUCUCCGUCACCUUUCUCUGAAAAAUGCCAAGCAACUUCUUUGUAAAUUCGGUGUGCUUGAGGAAAAGAUUAAAAAGUUUUCCUGCUGGGAAGUGAUUGAUGCUGUAUGCACAAUGUUAACAGAACAGGCCCACUCUGGAGAGGGACCCAUGAGUAAAUUUGCUCAUGGAUCAAGGUUUUCUGUGGCUGAGCAUCAAGAGCAUUACAAAGAGGAAUGUCAGUGCAUCUUUCACCUGCAGAACAAGGUUUGUCAUCAACUGAAGUCUUAUCAACUGACACAGAUAGCAGCUCAGCUGAAGACAGUGACUUUGAAGAAAUGGGAAAGAACAUCGAGAACAUGUUGCAGAAUAAGAAAACCAGUUCUCAGCUAUCACGUGAACGGGAGGAGCAGGAGCGGAAGGAACUACAGAGGAUGUUAUUGGGUGAGGGUAGUGGCUUCACAGACAGACGAGAAAGAUUAAAAUGUAUAAAUAACUGCAAAGUAAUCACUGAGGCAAUGCUGGAGGCAGCAGAUGUGGGAUGAGUGUAGAAAGAUGACCUGUAGAUGAGGUAAGAAAGAUGACUGCAAACUGGACUCUAGGUUGUGGGGCAUAGAUGGAAGAGAUGCUGUCAGUCCACUGCUGUCUCUGCAUCAGGCCUGGCCAAGCCAGGGCUCUCAGUGCUGUCCAUCAAGUGAGCUCUCUGGGCAUUCUUCGUAGAGGGUAAGAGUUUUUAAUACAGAAUCUGAAUGAAUUUGGGGGUUGGUUCUUGAACCCUCUGCCAUCAGUAUGUCAAAUUCUGUGCAAAUGUGCCUUUUCUGAGAUAAUCCAUGGCUUUCAGAAGAUUUUCAGAGGAGUCUGAGCCCCUAAAAAGAGCUAAAAUCCACCAGCCAAAAAUUGCAGAAGUUGAGGGUGAAGGGUGAUAGUGUCCUGAAGUGGUGUGGGAUAUAUAUGGACUUUGGAAAUGAAAAGAGGAAAAAAACAAGCUGACUUUAAGAUUUCUCUCUGGGCUUGCUAGGAAGAUGGUGGUACCAUUGAUUAAAGUAGCAAAUUUCAAAGAAGGAAGCAGGUUUAACAUGGGGAGGUGUGGAGUUUGAGGUCCCCAUGCCACUACCUAGUGUAGAUGGCAAGCAGGCAACUGAAAACUUGGCUGUACAUACAGAGAGAGAAUAAAGGCUGAAGAUGAAGGUUUACGUAACUGUUCUCACUCAUAGUAGUCUUUUCCUUUGUUUCCUCCUCUUUGUAAAAGCUUUGUAUAAUUUUGUUGUUUUGACUACAUUAUAAAGAUGUAAUAAAGCCUCUUCACCUGUG
Molecule: messenger RNA, 4122 nt
Organism: Manis pentadactyla (Chinese pangolin)
Lineage: Eukaryota; Metazoa; Chordata; Mammalia; Pholidota; Manidae
Product: transcription initiation factor TFIID subunit 1-like
Biological process (GO): transcription by RNA polymerase II; RNA polymerase II preinitiation complex assembly
Cellular component (GO): transcription factor TFIID complex
Molecular function (GO): RNA polymerase II general transcription initiation factor binding; histone acetyltransferase activity; TBP-class protein binding
Source: RefSeq, a predicted model, not a curated record